CUCUACGCCACCUGCAGCCCAUUUCGAUCGCCAAUUCAAACAUUUCUGAUUUCGUAAAAUAAAAUAUAAAAGUUUAAGCUUUCGAACAUUUAAGAACGAGAUCGUUAAGAUCAUUAUAUAGAGCAUUGGUGUUCCCCCCCCCCUCCCCGCAAUGUCCACAUAUGCUAGAUUUCUAUUAAAAAUUUCUCUUAAUUUAUAUGCCAUACACGUAUCACAUGAACUAGUUACGAAUCCAUUGACUUAAAUAUUUUGAAAUAUCUUAAAUGCUAAAACUAAUUAUCUAAAUAAUAAGUGUGGGGAGGGUAGCUAUCGACAAUGUCAACAUUCAUCUAUGAAAAGGUGCCCCAACAUAGAAUCCUGUUAGCGUGUCUUAUAUACUAGUGAAUUGGAAUUGUAUUUUUGUAGUGGUAGACACACUACAGUACUCCCCACUAUAAUUAUAUCUGUGGUAGAAUUCGAUGGACGGAAACCACUAGGUGAUUCUUUGCUGCUUUGUGAGAAACCGGGAGAACUGUAUUAAGAUCACCGUACUUCUUGCUGAUCAUAAGAAUUGUAUUAAGUUCUUGGUCGUGGUUGCUCCUGUGUUGCCAUUAGCAGACGAGUGUAUGCAGGCCAACGUUGUGUGUGAUCGAGACUGAGCAGCAACAGCGCGAGGAGGUGGGUAAUGUCACGGUCACAAGUAGCAAGUCAACAGUUCAAUCUGGAUCAUCCAUCGAAGUAGGCGUGUUUUAAUCGUAGUGGGCGUUUCCGCCAAGGUAGGUGUGUCCAUAUUGCGUCCGGGUCACCAAUGUGGGAGGGUAACUAUCGACAAUGUCAACAUUGAUCUAUGAAAAAGUGCUCCAACAUAGAAUCUAGUUAAUCUGCUUUAUAUACUAGUGAUUUGGGAUUGUAUUUUUGUAGUGAUAGACACACUGCACUAAAGUUAUACAAAAUCCUUGUUAUUAAAUGUAAUAUGAUAGAAAUUAUAAUGUGCAUUGUUUGAAUCUAAGAAUUUUCUUCUAGGAAGACGGCUCACGGAGUUAAGACACCGGAGGAUGUCAGAAAAGAAAGGGAGGAAAAUGAGAGGGCUGAGAGAAGGCGGCGGACCAUGGUGGAAUAUGCCAAGGAAGAAAUGCGCCGGGCUCACGAAUUUAGAAGGCAGAAGGAACAAGAAGACCGGCGAAAAAGGAACGAAGAUAGAAGCCGGAUUAUAGACCAGGCCAGCUGCCUUGCGACAGCCCUAGCAAAUGAACAGAUGGUCUUGCUGGCAACAAGAUUCAUUGAUAGGGUGUCGCAGGGCAUUUCGUUCCAAGAAGCCAGGAGCAGGCUCGAGGAUGACAUCGAGGAGAGCAGCUCAAGGCUUAGAACAUCCAUCCGAGAGUCUUUGAACAGCAGCUUCCCUGCCGAAGAAGUCCCUCCAGUGAGACCCUCCACUUCUGCGGCCUCAGAUCCAUCUCCCGUCCGCCAGGCAUCACCACCGCCACCCCCAUCAUCACCUGUUGUACCUCAAAGCCAAAGUAUUAGUCCAACGCCUGCUUCACCUCCGGUGUCGGUGGUAAGUCCACCACCACCACUACCAUCCUCACCCGUGCAAGUACAACCGGCUCAAGUCCAACAACCGGCUCAAGUCCAACAACCGGUGCAAGCGCCUCCACCGGUUCCUCAGCGGCGAAAAAGAGGAAACCCUGGUAAACGCAGUACAAGAUUGGAAAUUUUAUUAGAAGCAAGCAAAGGAUUUUUAAAAAUGGACCCGCCUUUCACUCUAGCCAAAAGACAGCGAUUUUCGCAAAAAUAUCCUGUUUAAAUUUGACUUAGUCCACCACCAUCUGCCAGAUAUAUUGAUAUUAAAUUUAGAAAAAACAUUUUCUUUCAAUGUUUAAAAAUCUGUGUCAUUGGUAAAUGAUUGGGACUAUUGUUUCAAGGUACUAAAAAUGACUUGUUUAUAAUGUAUAGAUUAAAUCUUUAAAAACAAAUAUGGAUUAUUUUGAGAGGAAAACGUCAUGUUCUGCAUAGUUCUAAGAAUUCUGCACUGAUGAUUCAAGGGGAUUACUAUCUAGUAUCAACAAUUGAUUUCACUGCUCAAAGGCUGGGAGAGACCACCAUCCCUUCAGUGAAUAAUUCAGAAUGAUAAUAAAUAGUUAAGUGGGAUGUUCUCUUCUCUUUGGAGAUAAGUCCUGGAAAAGAGUCAUCUCAAAGAAUUACUGAGAAGUGCUGUCACCAAUUAUUCAUCAAAUUUUAAAGAAUUAUCAACAGAAGUAAACUAAACGUGUUUAAUUUUUAGUAUUAAAAUUCAAUACACAUAUUUUGUACUUAUA
Molecule: messenger RNA, 2294 nt
Organism: Parasteatoda tepidariorum (common house spider)
Lineage: Eukaryota; Metazoa; Arthropoda; Arachnida; Araneae; Theridiidae
Source: RefSeq, a predicted model, not a curated record